Messenger RNA from Nylanderia fulva, 3043 nucleotides. RefSeq names its product piwi-like protein Siwi. NCBI's taxonomy places the organism in Eukaryota, Metazoa, Arthropoda, Insecta, Hymenoptera, Formicidae. Gene Ontology annotation, molecular function: RNA binding; protein binding. The record is from RefSeq and is a predicted model, not a curated record.
UAAAUUCCGAACGCUUGUUUUGUUUAGCGCGCGAAACGCUGCUCGUUGAUUGGUCAAUCCACAAGUCGCCUUCACGCGCAAUUCAUCCAUUAUUACACGCGUAAUGUCCUUCCUGUCAUAUAUUUCUUCCGUUUCUCGCGGCACAUUGAUCUCAUAUCUCGUACGAAUGGCAUCUCGGUCGAUGAACUGUCGUAAUAAAUCCGUUUCGAUACAUUAAACAAAUAUCUCAACUUAUUUGAAAAUCCGACCAAUCAUGACUUUCUUCUACGAUCCUUGAGUGAUGAUUGGCCAUCGUCACGGAAGACGAAACGCAAUAAAAUAAAACAGACAUUAUACGUUAUACGUUGUACGUGAAGGCCACGCGAAGCGCCGUGAUUGCAUGGAUACAGGUGGUUUCUAGAUAUCUGAAUAAAUGUGGCAUAUAUUGUGAAAAAUCAUCGUUCUGAAUUCGUACAAAUAUAUCAAAUAUGUCCCAGCGAAGAAAUAGAGAUUUUGAUCCCUUUGGGCCAUCAACUAGUGGUGGACAUCGGAAGAAACCUUACUCUAGAUCAGAAUCAGAAUCUUCAGUGAAAAGCAUAACAAAGAGCGUUAUCCAUGAAAGUGAUGCAAGUACUUCUACACAUUCACAACAACCUACUGAACCAGUACAAAUUAAAAAAGAAGGUGGAGAUGUUGGUCCAGUACAAGAAACACGCGGUCGACGUAAGAUGGAAUCUAUUUAUGUUACCAGACCACCUGAUUUAAAAACUAAAAGUGGAACGUCUGGACGUCCUAUAAUGUUGCAAUCAAAUCACUUCAAAGUUCCUACAGUACCUAAUUGGAGCCUUUAUAAAUAUCGAGUUGAUUUUGAACCAGAAGAAAGUCGAACAUUUAUUCGAAAAGGUUUGCUUAAACUUCAUAAAGAAAGAGUUGGUGCAUAUAUUUUUGAUGGUACAGUUUUGUAUACUAGUUGCCGUAUACCAGACAAAGUGGAACUGGUAUCAACUAGAAAAUCCGAUGAGACACCUGUUAAAAUCAUUAUUCGUUUAGUUGGAGACAUGAAGCGGGAUGAUCCGCAUUAUAUACAAUUUUUUAAUAUAAUAAUGAGAAAAUGCUUAGAAUAUUUAAAAUUACAACUGGUGGGCCGUGAUUAUUACGACGCUAGAAAUAAGGUUAGCAUACCUCAGUUUAGACUAGAAUUGUGGCCUGGUUAUGUUACAUCUAUCAGACAAUAUGAAAAUAGCAUUCUAAUGUGUGCUGAAAUCACCCAUAAAGUAAUGCGUCAAGAAACUUUGUUAGAUAUAUUACGUGAUGGCUACAGACGCGGUCAUGAUUAUAAGAAAGAAUUCUGCAACAAUGUGAUUGGAAUUAUGGUACUUACGGAUUAUAAUAAUCAUACAUAUCGUAUUGAAGAUGUGGAUUUUGAUACAAGUCCUUCUUCAACAUUUAUGAAAUCUGGCCAAAGUAUUACUUAUCAAAGCUAUUACAAAGAUAAAUAUAAAAUCACAAUAACAGAUGCCACACAACCAAUGUUAGUGACAAGAUCAAAACCAAAGGCAAGAAAUGCUGGUCAAGGAGACUUGGUUUAUUUAGUUCCUGAAUUGUGUCGUGCUACAGGUCUAACUGAUAAUAUGAGAGAAAAUGUUUACCUUAUGAGAGAAUUAGCUACGCAUACUCGUGUCACAGCUGCAGCUCGAGUUGAGAAAUUGUUAAGGUUUAACAACACACUUCGUCAGGUGGAAAAAGUUACAGAAGAACUCAACAGCUGGAAUUUGCGAUUAGAGAACAAUUUACUUGAUGUUCCUGCUCGUAUAUUACCUGGCGAAAAACUUGUAUUUGGUCGUAAUAGCAGGAUUCCCUGUUUCAAUGGAGAUUGGACGAGGCCAAUGCAGCAAGCACAUAUGUAUCAACCUAGAGAAUUGAGAAACUGGGUAUUAAUUAUAAACCAACGAGAUCAACGAUCUUUACAGCCAUUUUUAUCAAAUUUAAGUACAGUGUCGUGUGGAAUAUCAUUCAACAUUAUGCCGCCGCGUGUACAUCAAAUAUACGAUGACAAGUCAAGUAGAUAUGCCGAAACUCUCGAGGACAUUCUUAGCAAGAAUAGUCCGGAUUUAAUACUCUGUGUAGUGAGCAAUAAUCGCAGUGAUCGUUAUGCAGCAAUUAAGAAGAAAUGUUGUGUAGAUAGACCUGUACCAUCGCAAGUUAUUUUGCAAAAAAAUUUAUGCGGAAAAAAUGCUCUGACUAUUGCUACGAAAGUAGCAAUACAGAUGAACUGUAAAUUGGGCGGUGCACCUUGGCACAUUGAAAACUCAAUAAAAGGAUUAAUGACUAUUGGUUUCGAUAUAUGUCACGAUUCAAAUACUAAGGGCAGAAAUUUUCUGGCUAUGGUGGCAACUGUCGAUCAAACGCUGACGCGAUAUUUUAGCACUAUUACUUUAUAUCACAGCAGUGAAGAGCUUAUAGAACAACUCUGUGCACAUGUGUCCAAAGCUGUGCAAGCUUAUCGCAUGCAUAAUAAGGCUUUACCCAUGCACCUUGUAAUUUAUCGCGACGGAGUCAGCGACGGUCAAAUACCGUAUGUUUAUGAAAAUGAAGUACCAAGUCUGAAAAAGAAGCUUGAAGAAUUAUACUACGGUCCGAAUUUCAAGUUGGUAUUUGUAAUUGUAUCAAAACGAAUUAACAUUCGACUUUUUAAUAACAGAAAUAAUCCUUCGAUUGGUACAAUCGUUGAUGAUGUUAUAACUAGUCCGUUUAAAUAUGAUUUUUUCCUUGUUUCUCAAAAUAUUAGACAAGGUACAGUUUCGCCAACCUCGUACAACAUUAUUUUCGAUAAUAGUGGUUUAGGGCCAGACAAAAUACAAACUCUAACGUACAAAUUAACUCAUAUGUAUUAUAAUUGCUCAAGUACCGUUCGUGUACCCGCGCCUUGCCAUUAUGCGCAAAAGCUAUCGUUCUUAGUGGGACGAGUACUUCAUCGACCUCCAAGUACACAGUUAGAAAAUAAACUAUUUUUCUUGUAAUGUAUUACAAGUGUGAUAUAAAGCUAAUUUCUCUUCAGAAUGAC